GUGAACGUGCAGUGGUUAUCAGCGCUACUUCAGCAUCAUCCCUCCCCUGUCUUCCAGAAGGGUUCGUCGGUCUUGCUCGCAGCGGACAGGCCGAAGGAAGCGAGCUGCGACACAGGCAAUCAGACCCGACUGGAGGACGCGAUAAGGCUUUCUGCCUGGUAAUGCAAAUCCUGAUAACGAAUCCAGGAAGUGGGCUGAGGGACUAGGCUUAUCUGUCGGACGUACCUUGCUCUGCCCCUACCUCACCAGAUCACUCGGGGCCGGAGGUGCAGGCGGACUGGUGGUUGCACGACAUUGGCAGGCAGGGAGUCGUAUAAUAGCGCAGUUCCCCACUCAAAAGAACGUGGUGUUCCUUCGUCUGCUUGGUUGUUCUCUUCUCUCCUACCUAUCUCUCAGUGGUCAUUCACCAUGGACGCCCACGGUAGCGCACCUGCCUACGAAACCUCCAGUUCGAAGGAGAAGCACCUCGAGCCUCAAGGCGGAUGGACAUCUUCUGAUCUCGACCAUGGCGCCGAAACCGAUCUGCACCGCUCGUUGUCGACGCGGCAUUUGACCAUGAUUGCCCUCGGCUCCUCCAUUGGAAUGGGACUGUGGCUGGGGAGCGGCACAUCUCUGAGCGACGCCGGACCUGCAUCGUUGUUUCUGGGGUACAUCUUGAGUGGAUCGGUCAUCUGGGCCGUCAGUCACUCGAUUGGCGAGAUGGCGGUCAUGUAUCCUUUGCCUUCGGCCUUCACGCAGUGGACUUCGAUCUUCAUUGAUAAGUCGAUGGCUUUUUCCCUCGGCUGGGCCUACUGGUUCUCCUACUGGAUUACUAUCGCCAACGAACUGCAGGGAGUCGUGACGGUGCUGAGCUUCUGGACGACCGCUGUGCCUACUGCCGCCUGGAUUAGCAUUUUCUGGGUGGUUAUCGUCUUGAUCAACGUUGUGGCAGUCAAAUUCUUCGGCGAGGUUGAGGUCGCUGCCUCGACCAUCAAGUUCGGCUGGAUCUUUGUGGUGAUCAUCUCGUGUAUUGUGAUCUCUGCUGGUGGAGCUCCGGCAGAGGGACCGAUCGGCUUUCGGUAUUGGAAUGAAGACGCCUUCAUCAACGGGUUCAAGGGCUUUCUGUCCGUGAUGCCGACCUGCAUUUUCGCCAUGUCCGGCUCGGAAAACGCGGCGUUGGUGGCCGCUGAGACCGAUAAUCCCCGCAAGGCCGUUCCUCGCGCCGUCGGGUCCAUCUGGAUCCGCUUGAGUUUAUUCUACGUCCUGGGCAGUCUGAUGAUUACAAUUACCGUCUCUCCGAUGGACCCCAAUCUGUUCGGUGGCAGCGGAGUCAACGCCUCCCCAUUUGUUAUCGCCUACCGCAACGCGGGUCUAGCCCCGUUGGCGCAUAUUAUGAACGCCGUCAUUUUCAUUUCUGUGCUGUCCACGGGGAGUAUCUCGGGGUACGCUGGCUCCCGCACUCUGAUGGGCUUGACACACCUGAACAUGGCCCCUAAGAUCUUUGGCAAAGCCGACAAACAAGGCCGUCCCCUCGCCGGUCUCUUCGUCACCCUCCUCAUUGGUGGCGGCCUCUCCUACCUCAACGUCUCCAACUCCGGCGCCACCGUCUUCACCUGGUUCUCGAACCUGACCUCCCUCUUCACGUUGUUCGGAUGGGGCACGAUCUGUCUCUCGAAUUUGCGCAUGCGCUACGCCUGGAAAGUGCAGGGGCGCUCGGUCGAGGAUCUGCCCUGGCGCUCCUGGGCGUAUCCGUAUGGCGCGAUCUGGGGUCUGUUCUGGUGUGUGAUUCUGAUCAUCGCGGAGUUUUAUUUGAGUCUGUGGCCGCUGGGCGGCAGUCCCAACGCGAAGGACUUCUUCGCGAAUUAUGUUUCCGUGGUGGCGAUUGUGGUCUUGUAUAUUGGGGCGCGGUGUUAUUAUCGGGGGCCGUGGUGGGUGGAUGCCCGGACUAUUGAUUUGGAUGCCCAGAGGCGAUUUUACGUCGAUGCGCAUGAUGUGGAGACCAGGCCGGAGCGGAAGGGGCCAUUGGGGCUGGUGAGGAAGGCGGCGGAUAUGGUUUUCGAUUGAUCGAAUCGUCGGGGUGGUUGGGGGUUGUGUACCUAGUAUUUUAGUACCUAGUAUUUACUUCGUGGGGUCUGGGUCUGUUGUAAUCAUAGAAUAAAU
This is a messenger RNA of Aspergillus saccharolyticus JOP 1030-1, 2139 nucleotides long. Its product is annotated as putative amino acid transporter. The coding region runs from base 409 to 2043 and encodes 544 amino acids. The record is from RefSeq and is a predicted model, not a curated record. Gene Ontology annotation, molecular function: amino acid transmembrane transporter activity. The transcript is spliced from 4 exons. Gene Ontology annotation, cellular component: membrane. Gene Ontology annotation, biological process: amino acid transmembrane transport. NCBI's taxonomy places the organism in Eukaryota, Fungi, Ascomycota, Eurotiomycetes, Eurotiales, Aspergillaceae.